AUGACUAGAUACCAUUUCGCUGGCCCCGCCAGCAGUUCUUCGGCGCCCAUCGACUUGUCAGAAGAUGAUGGUGAUAUCCAGAUCCUCUUUGACCGCAUCAAUCUCAACGAUGUCAAGGACACCAUUGAUCUCUCUGCGGACGAUGAUGACAACCUGCGCCAGCUCACUCCCGGUGAAGUUGGCAGGUUCCAGGUCAAGGCAAGAUCCACUGCAGCUCCUCUCGGUGUCCCUCCAGGCUACCGCAAGCAGAACAGCGCAACGACACCAACUGGCGUUACAAUUCGGCCUGGCACGAAUGUCGAGCUAGAUGACGGAGACUUCGCCCGUAUCACGCAAGUCGUGAAACAUCACUUUACCGGAGAGCUUCUCGCUAGAGGCAUACUCCUGCGACGCACACGCCGUGUGAACAAGUUCUUCAAGAAAAGCCGCAACGAGCUUUCCGUCGUAAUCCAGCUUCCCGACGACACGACCGACGAUUCAAAUCCUUCUCUUGACAGCUCCCUGAUCGAUGUUCCGCUUGCAUCCAUCAUUCAGCUUCGCACAAUCAUUUUCACCAACAUGACGUUCCCAGACCUCAGCUACCGCCAUAGCGGCAGGGUUUACAAGAACAAUGAACAAGUUGAGGAUCAAGCAGAGCUGGUGGUCAGAUGGAAGUACGUCGAGUACUACAGCCUUAAGGACCAGCGGGUCAAGGCUGGCACUAUCAUGCAUCUGACCGAGACCGAGGCCGACAUGAAUAAGAGCACUUCAGAUGUGGCAAAGUAUCUCAAAUGGCGCGAACAAGAAAGUCCCCAGAAGCUUCGCUCCUCAGCUUCGACAGCAGCAAAACCCCACUCCAAAAAGGCCACUACAGUUAAGAGCGAGCCGCCGACCGACGCCUUCGUCGAUCUCACCAUGGACGAGCCGGAGUCUAGUACAGCGAGAAAGCGGAACUUUGAAGCUAUCUACGUUCCCAGCGAUUCAGAAGAAGAGAUCACCGAGGAGCAGCAGGAGACUAUCAUGCGCGAGAUCAAGAAGCGUCGCAAUCGAGACGGAGUCUUCACCAAGCGCAGUGAAAGCGUCUCUACCAUCACAACAUACACCGUCCGCAAAACAAAGUCCAUCUCUGGACCCAGUUCCACUCGCGAUCGUCACGACAGCCUAUCGGGCUUGGCAGAAGAAGAUAGCUACACUUUUGGUGACUUCUGUGCUGGAGCUGGCGGUAUGAGUAGAAGUGCUGAGCAAGCAGGACUCAAGCACAGUUUCCUGCUUGAUCACUGGGAGGACGCGUGUCGCACCUUAAGGCUCAACUUUCCCUGCGCCAGAGUCCUCGAGCAAGACAUUUUCGCGUUCUGUACCGGUGGCAACUCAGCAUCGUGGAUGCGUGUGGAUGUGAUCCACAUCAGCUUCCCAUGUCAAACGUACUCGGCAGCGCACACCCGCCCGAUCGGUACAUGCCCCAACGACGAUGCGAAUGAGGCCACUGGCUACUCUGUUGGACCAAUCCUCAAGCUCACCCGUCCUCGGGUCGUCACCUUCGAACAGACGGAGGGCCUAUUCUCCCGUCAUCCAGACUCCUUCGCGGCUCUCAUCGAGCAAUUGACCGCCAUGAACUACAACGUCAGAUGGAGAGUCCUUCAAUGCGACCGCUACGGCAACGUGCAGCCAAGGAAGCGUCUUUUCGUCAUCGCAUCCUGCCCAGGCGCACCACUACCACCCUUCCCUCAACCAACCCACGGCGACGGCCCCGGCCUCCAACGCCCCGUCACCAUCAAGAACCGUCUCGACAUGGUGCGUCCUGGAAUGGACUCGCACGACCAACACAUGCGCAAACACGGCAACCGCAAGGGCGCGCCGUAUAACCCCAACAAGCCAUUGAAGCAGUGCAUCACGACCGGUGGUGGCGAAGGCGACCUGCAUCCAAAUGGCGAGCGCACUUUCACUAUGCGUGAGCUUGCCUGUCUCGCUGGCUUUCCCGCACAUCACAAGUUCGCCUACAGCAAGGCGAUGGAUGUGAUCAGACGCCAGAUUGGUAAUGCUGUGCCGAGUAUGGUUGGCAAAGUUAUCUUCGAGGAGAUGGUCAAGAGCAUGCGGGAGCAUGAUAAGGUGGUCGCUGCCUGGAAGCCAGAGUACAUUGGGCUUGAUUAG
Molecule: messenger RNA, 2127 nt
Organism: Fulvia fulva
Lineage: Eukaryota; Fungi; Ascomycota; Dothideomycetes; Mycosphaerellales; Mycosphaerellaceae
Product: Modification methylase HphIA
Exons: 2
Coding region: 1-2127 (708 amino acids)
Cellular component (GO): nucleus
Molecular function (GO): methyltransferase activity
Source: RefSeq, a predicted model, not a curated record